GUUAUCCGUCACAACAACUGAUAUUCAACAAAACAUACACUUCUUUACUUCUUUCAUUUGAUUUUGUGUCCAAACUUUCAAGAAAAAGGAGACAUGGACAAGACUAGGUUCAAACAACAGGCACUCUUCAUGCGAACUUCACUCUUUGAUGAGGGGUUUCUUGACGAGCAAUUCGUUCAGUUAGAGGAAUUGCAAGAUGAUGUUAAUCCCAAUUUUGUGGAAGAAAUUGUGACCCUUUUCUACACUGACUCUGUUAGACUCAUCUACAACAUAGAACGAGCACUGAUGAGUAAUCCUCCCAAUUUCACCAAGCUAGAUGAUUACAUGCAUCAAUUCAAGGGUAGUUGCUCAAGCAUCGGAGCAAAGAAGGUGAAAAUCGAGUGCACCAAAUUCAGUGAAUAUUGUGCAGCAGAAAACUUUGAGGGAUGCUUCAGGACUUUCCAACAAAUCAAUCUAGAGUAUACGACUUUGAAGAAGAAGCUUGAGACCUACUUUCAGUUAAUAAAGGGAAGCUACUGAUGAAAUGAAAGGAUAUUCAUAAUGGGUGCUGAUAUCCUUUUUGAGGUCGUUCCACCAGACUUAAAUAUUGGAUCAUUCAAGCAGAACUAUGUGUUAUAUAUAUAAUGUCAGUAACAAAAUAAUGAAUGAUAUUUAGACAUCAUUUUUCUACACCAUUAUUGCACAAUUUUCUUUGAAUAAAAAAAUACGCAUUACAUUAAAAAAAAGAGUCAUGUUUCAAUAGACAAAAAUGGUAAUUAUUAGACUUGUUCUUGUUAAUAUUAUAUUUUUAUAAUACAAAUUAUUUGUUAUUAUAAAUAUUUUAAAUUUAUAUAUUAAUAAUAUAUAUAAUGCAUUGAUUUCUUUUUGUUGAAGAGAAACGACGACAAUACAAACUAUGCAUAAAAUUUUUAUUCCAAUAAAACUAUUCAUUAAUAAAGUAUAUAUAUUUUUUCUGUUAAUAUAUAAAAUAUAUGUCUAUAUCCUUAUAAUAUUAUCAUAUUUGGCAUAUAAUACAAUAUUUAUAUUAACAUUAUAUUUUGUAUGACGAAAAUUAUAUUAACGGCGGAACAAGUCUAAGUACUAUCAUAUUUUGCCUGUUAAGUAAGACAUGGAAUUAAUUUUUUUAAAAUAUUUUUUAUGGUGUUCUAAUGCAACUUUUAUCUUAAACAAAGUGUAAUGGUGUAAUUUAUUUUGAUGUCCGAAUGUCAUUUCUCACAAUAGAAAUUAGAAUAUGUAAGAGAGUCUAGUCCCUCGUGCUCGUGUCUGUAUAUGGCUUAGCCGCGCAACUAUUGUCUGUUGGUAUAACUGGCAAAUGUUUAUCAGCUUUUUUAAUCUAUUAGUGUUGAUUAAAAUAAUUGCAUCUAUUUUUAAUUAGGUUUGCUAUUGUAACAAUGUGGUGAUCACAUUGAAAUAUAAACUUUGUAUCAUGACUUAUCAAUCUAUGAAAAUAAACAUUUUGUCUUAAAACAUUUAGUAAUUUUUAUUUAUCAGAAAUUCUCUCAACUAUAAUUACCAAUUAAUUUGGUAUCUGUUGCUAGUUCUUGAUCCAAACCUAUGGUCUCAGACUCCAAUAACUUCUCCAUGAGCACUCACACUCGAGGUUAAUUUCUUCAGUCUUUGUCUUCCUUCUGUACCACUAGCUAAGACCAUGCAAAGUUGGUAUUCGGAUUCUCGUGUUUCACAUCAUGCAUGUAAGCUAGAUGAUGUUCUCAACAUUCAAGAUCCACAUACAUAUGAAUACCUUUGUAGAUCAUCUCUUAAUUAACUGAAACCAGCCAAGGCCCAAGGUAUGCUAAUCAAUGCCACUUAUCUUUUCAUCCAUUAAUCCUUUUACUAAUUAAUCUCAUCCUCCAUAAUCUUCCAUUUCUUCAAGUUCCAUACAUACAUAUCUUGAGCAAACCCAUUCUGAAAGCCUUAUUUACAUAUUACUAUCCUUCUCAUUAAAUUAGAAUCAACUUUUAUUAAUCCAGCUUUGGCAAUCCCUUGUGACAUUCUGCUAUAAAUGCAAUCUGAAUAUGAGGUUCUAAUAAAAAAAAUAAAAAUGAAUCCAUGCUUCAAUAAAUACAAAAAUUGUCUUGGCUAAAGUGUUUCACCAUCAACCCGGUUUUGACUAUAUAGAGCUUUAGCUCCAUGAUCAAAUUAGUUACAGCUCGUACCAUUCUGACUUUGGAUCUUUCACAAGGCUACUCAGCUUUGGAUUUGUCGUAGCAAAUGUGAUGCCAUUUUUAAA
Messenger RNA from Cajanus cajan (pigeon pea), 2230 nucleotides. RefSeq names its product histidine-containing phosphotransfer protein 4. Gene Ontology annotation, biological process: cytokinin-activated signaling pathway; phosphorelay signal transduction system; phosphorylation. Gene Ontology annotation, cellular component: cytoplasm; nucleus. The record is from RefSeq and is a predicted model, not a curated record. Gene Ontology annotation, molecular function: protein histidine kinase binding; histidine phosphotransfer kinase activity. NCBI's taxonomy places the organism in Eukaryota, Viridiplantae, Streptophyta, Magnoliopsida, Fabales, Fabaceae.